Tetrahymena thermophila SB210 is the source of this 5148-nucleotide messenger RNA. Its product is annotated as MORN motif protein. The transcript has 6 exons. The record is from RefSeq and is a predicted model, not a curated record. Lineage: Eukaryota; Ciliophora; Oligohymenophorea; Hymenostomatida; Tetrahymenidae.
AAGAAAGAAGAAAAUUCACAAAUUAAAGCUCUUUUAAUAAUUAAUUACAAAUUCAAAAUAUAGCUCUAAAAUGAAUAGAAUGGGACUUACUAAGGGCUUGUUAACGAUUAAAAUAAAAAGGAUUUAUUUGGCAUGUUUUUGUGGGAUUCAGGAGACUUUUAUGUAGGAGAAUGGAAAGAUAAUAAAAUUAAUGGGCAAGGAAUUAUUUAUUUUAGCUCUGGUGGAUACUUAGAAGGAUAGUUUAUCAACUCAGUUGUUAAUAAUAAAUCAUUAUUAGUCUUUCCUAAUAAUGAUAAAUAUUUUGCAAAUUGGAAAUAGGGUCAUCUUGAUGGGAAAGUGACAAUGCUAUUCAAAGGGACAAAAAAAUAAAUUAUAGCUAUUUAUGAAAAUGGAUAAUUUCGCAAAGUUGAAUCUAUUAAAGAGAAUAUUAAAGAAGUUAAAUCUGUGAAAGAAUUUUAGUAGAAAUAUGAUAUUUCAAAGCUUAUUUAAAAAUAUUCAGCGUUACUUUCUAAUGGGGUUUCAUCUAAUAAACUUCAGGAUAAUCAAGAAUAAAUAAUCUUUUCAAAAAUUAACUUUUAAGAUGGAGGAUUUUUUAUUGGGAUUACUUAAAAUAAUAUUCCUAAUGGUUUGGGUCUUUUUUAAUACUCUGAUUAAAAAUUUGACUGUGGAUUUUAUAAAAAUGGCUUCUUAAAUGGAAACGGAAGAAAGAACUUUCCUAAUGGCGAUUUCUACGAAGGCUCUUUUAAUCAAGGAAAGUUUGAAGGAGAAGGCUUGAUCUUCCAUAAAUUACAAAAUACUUAUUAUUUUGGAAUAUUUAAAGAUAAUAUUUUAGUUAAUGAACAACAAAAAGGCGAGGGCUACCCUAAGGAAAUGUUAAAUAAAUAAAAAAAUCUAAAACGUCAAAAUGGGUUUAACUAUAAUGGAGAAGUUGUUUCUCAAGAUUGGAUGAAAUUGUCUAUUUUUCAUAAUUUAUAAUUCAUUGGAAAUAUUGGAAGAUAGGAUUAGAAUAAAGUUCUAAAGUCAAAUCAAAAUUAACCAAAUAAUUAGUUUUGCCUAUCAGCUCACACAACUUCUAGAGUAAAGGAUAACACAUAAAAAUAUCAUUAGAAGAAUCUUGAUACUGUAUAUUAUUUAAAUUAAAAGAUGAGAACCACUCAAAAUGCAUAAACUAAUACAAAAGUUUCUAAAGAAAACAUACUUUAAAUGGAUAAAGGAGUUUAAGCUAUUCAUAGAAAAAAUUAAGGAAGCUUAGAUUUAACAAGAGUGCCUUGCAUUGAUUAAAACUUCAACAGUUUAUAAAAAACAAAAAGCGAAUAUAUGACUUUGUAAACAUUCAAUGAUAAUAAUUUAAGUAAUUUUUAUAUUUAGCUCUAAUAACCUCUACAAUAGCAGUAAAUUAAUUAAGUUUAAUCGUAAUAACAAUAAAUUAAUUAAACUUAAUCAUAACAAUCGCUUCCUAAUUCAUAACAAUAACCUAAGAACGAAUAAUAAGAGGAUUUCGAUGAAGAAUGUGGUCGGUAAAGAAAAUUAAGUACUAAAGCAAGGAGGUAGUCACCUUAUUUAUCACCUCUCUCAAGACCUAAUUCAUCUUAAAAAUAAAGCAUUGCAAUACAUAGUCCUCAAUUCGAAAUUAAAUAAAAGAAAAUUUUGAAUAGCCCUCAAACUUAUAAUUUAAAUAAGUAUAAUAAAAUGAUUGGCUAUUUCUAAUAAAAAAAUUUAAUAAAAAAGGACCUUUCACUAAAUAGUAAUUAAAAUUAAGAUUUUAGAGCUCAGUCUCCCAUUGAAAAAAUACAAAAAACAAAAAACUAAAAAACUAACCCAAUAGAUUUGAAAAAACUAAAUUAAUUUAAUAAAAAUAAUCAACAAAAUAUUCAUAAUAUUAACAAUAAUACUGGAUAGUUGUAAAAUAUUUCUCCUCUAAUCACUUAGAAAUCUCAACCAUGUUUGAUAUUAACAAAUUCACCCGAGUCUUAUAUUAAAAUAAGUGAACAUUAAAUUAUAAAUUAAAGCUCUCAACAAAUUCCGUUUAACAAUAAUUCUGAUAAUAUUUAAAAUGAAAAAUCACCCCAUAACAAAAUAGAAGAAGGUUUUGACUGUGAAUCAUAAAAAGAUAUAUCAAUAGAAGCUCAAAGAACUAAAUGCGACUCUCAAGGUGAUUUAAUUCAAUAUGAAAAUAAUAGAACCUCUUAUCUUAGCCAACCUAGUAUACAAAAACCAAAAAAUUCUAUAGCAACUGUUGUUAAUUUAAAUAAGCAACAAUCCUAUGAAAAUAAAGGAAUGUCUGCGACACAUAAUUCUUACCUAAACGACACUCCAUCAAGAUAAUCUUAUAAAAGCUCAAAUUCAUAAAAUAAAGACAAAAGCAAGUAAAAUCUAUCUUAAAAUUAGAAACAAUCAAUUCCUUUAUAAUCUGAAGAAGCGAUGAGACAUUAUUAUUAAACGAGAAUUAAAAAAUAAGCUCCUGAAGAAAUUCAUUUAAAAGAAUAUCAUUUAAAAAACAAACUUCAAACAACUCUGUCUACAAAAAAUAUAGGUUCUAACAAUAGAAAUAAUAGUAGCAACAGUAAUGCUCUUGGAUUAUUUGAAUAAAAGAAUACAACUCAAAACUCUAAGAUUAAAGAGAUGGAGAAGAAGAAAAACACUUUAGUAAACCAAAAUAAAAAUAAAUCAGGUUAAAAUUAGUAAUAAAAAAGUAAACUUUAAGGAAAUAAAAGUUAGUAGUAAAAGCCACUUAAAGGACUUCUAUCAGUCAAAUCGUAAGACAACUUAGUAAAAGAUGCUGUCUGUUCUUUUUCAAGCCUGUAAGAAUAGUAGGUUGCUGUGACUUAACCAGAUGAAUCUUAAAAAUCUAAAUUUUUUAAAAUUGAGUAAUUAUAAAUUUAAGAGGAUGAUUUGUAAUUCAUACAAGAGCAAGAGUAAUAAAUAAAAAAUGAAAUAAUUCAAAAUGAUCAAAAAAGCCUAGAAUAAAGUUACGAGUUUUAAGAAAAUAAUGAAAAUAACGAAAAUAAAAAUUUAUUAAAUUAAAAGUAAAAUUAUCAAUAGGCAAAUAUAAGAAAAAGCGAUUGUCUUAUCUCAAAUUCACCAAAAAAAUAAAAUGAAAAAGGUAUUGAAAAUAUCAAAUUAAUGAAGGUAAUUUCUACUGAAAAUGAGAUUUAGAAUAAUGAAAAUAGUCAAAUAAAUAGUAACAAAGAACAAUCUUAAAUUCAAAAUAAUUUAAAAAGCACUAUAUCUGAUUAAAUAAGGCAUAUUUUACAUAUGCAGAAGGUUUAAAAUAACCAAAAGCAUAAAUUUUCUAUGAAACCAUUUUUGCUUUAAGGAAAUUAAAGUAAAUUUAAUUAAAACCAAGAAAACAGAAGAAGUGAGAAUUAAAUAUCUUAAACACUCAACUAAUUUAGUUAAGAAAUUCAAAAUUAGAAUACAUUAAACUUAUAGAUAAAAUCAAAAUCUAAGAUUGAUGAAAUUUUAAUGAAAAAAGAAUAAUAUCAAUCCAUUUUUCCAGCAGAUAAUUUAUAAAAUAAGUAAGAGAGACAUAUUCUUACUCCUUUUCAUCCUGCAAAAACUCCAUAGCAUAAAGAAAUAUAAAGUACAAACUCAUAUUAGCUAAAAGCUUAAACUAAUGAGAGUAUAAGAUCUUUCAAUUAGAAAAUGUCUUCGUAUAUGAGUUUUUAAGAGAGAAUUAAUGCUAUCGGCUAAUGUAUUUACAAAAAGGAUUGGAAUGCAACCUAAUCAUUUAAUUCAAUUGCAAGUCUUAGUCGAAAUAACAGUGUAAUUAUAGAAAAAAAUUAAAAUUCUGAAGACAAUUUAAAUAUAAUUAAUACAUUUUCUUCAAAUAAUAUUAAUUCUAAAGAAGAAUUAUAAUAAAAAAGUGAUCAAACAAAUUAAUUGUGUUAACAACCUUUGUAAAAUAAUGUUAAUUAGCUAGUUGCUAAUUAUUUUUAGGCAUAAAAUAAUGUAUCAGAAUUAAAUAUCCAAGUCACAUCUAAAUAAUCAACUAAUGAGCAAGAUAUGCAAAGUGAUCCAAUCAAUAUAGUAGAAAGCAAUUUUGACUUAGAAGUUAUUAAUAUUGAACAAGAAAAAUAAGAGUCGUCAGUUGAUAGUAAAUAAAAGCAUGAUUAUAUAUUCGAUGGGAUUGUUUAAUCAAACUAUAACUCAUUAGUAUCUGAAGAAAAAAUCAUAUUAUAACAAUUUGAAACAAAUUCACUUUAAAGUUCUUAAAAGUUGAAAUGCCUCUAAGAAUAAACAAAAUAGAGUUAACCAGAGUAAUUAACUAACCUUCCAGUAGAAAAUAUAGAGAAAUAGCUUUAAUAUGAGGAACCUUGUAAUGAUAAUUAUAACUUUGGUAUUCUUAAAACAGAAGAAGGAGAGGGAGAUUCAAUCAAUAAAAAUGAUCUUGCUUGCCUUUAACUCAAAGGGAUGAAUGAGUCAGAUUUAUUUAAUGAUUAAAGUGAAAAAUCAAGCAAUAUAAAUGAGCUAUAAAUUGAUUAAAAAUUAUUUAAUGAAGAAGAUUUGUUAGGUUUAAAUGCUCUUGAUGAAAUUUUUUCAUAAAACUCAGGAUCAAUGUGCUCCUUUACACCUCCAAAAUAAUAAGAUGUAGGCAAAUCUCAUUUUAAUCAAUAAUAAAAGGCAAAGGAUGGACUUUAUUUUAAUCAAAAAAUUGAACAAACAAAUGAUAAAGAUUUAGAUUCAGAUUUAGAAUUUAAAAAUAUUUUUAAUUUUUAGCUCAAUCUCGAUAACCUAGAUAUAUUUUCAAUCAACUAAGAAAGUUAAAGCUUUAACAAUUAAAACAGUUGCACUACAAACGGCAUUAACAAUUAAAAUUCUGGUGAAAUAGGUGAUUUGUCAGGUUUAUCACCAAUAAAUAUGAAAGAAAGUAAUCUAGACGAUUAAUUCUAAUAAGAAUAAAUGAUUACAGAAUUUCAUUUUUAUGAAGAUCUUCUUUUGCAAUAAAAAAAUGAUAUAUGUGACCUCAAUUAAAAAGAGGAAAAUAAUAAAUAUAAUUAAAAAUAUAAGCCUAUCCUUGAAAGUAUCUAAGAGAUGGUUGCUGAGGAUUAAUACACUUCACCAAAAAAGAAACAAAAGAAUUGUUAACGUUAAACUUCAAAAAGCAACUAAGAUCUUGAUUUAAUUGUUCAAUAAAUUUAAUUCUGA